ACUCCGUAUAUACAGUGAGCACACGUGUUAUCUAUUAGUUCCAUACCCAGCCUGUGUUAGCAUCAAAGUUCAUACCCAAUUCACGCUUCCACCAUGAAGACCUACUUUCUCGCGCCCACACGCGACGCGCCACCCAACGGAAGAAUUGCUCUCGGCAAUAUCAUUGCAGACAUAUCUGAGCCCGAGAACAGCAUCAACGAAUGCAGCCCGCCCACAUUGCCAUCAAACGCAAUAUACACAAGCAUCGCCACAAACUGGAGGAGCGAAAAAUCACGUUCGCGAGAUAGAAAAGGAAGUGUCUGGGCGGGGUUCCUGCAAGUCCUUGGAGUGGGCGGAGAACUCAACAUCACCCGAAACAACUCCCAAACCGACGCGUACGAAUUCGACAAACUCACCACCACUUACUUCGUGCCCACUACCAAAUAUCUGGAACAAGCCAUCAACGACAAGGAUGUCAAAAGCUGGUUGAAAUACAACAAGAAUGAACCCCUUUACAUGAUCACCGGUGUGAAAAUCGCCAGCGGAGCAAGAUUUCUGACAGAAAUGGCAAAGGAACGUGGGUUUCGGUUUCAAUUGGGGGUUAAUGCCAGUAUAUCUGGCAUCCCGAUCAAUUUCGGUCCUGAAGUGGACAUUUCGAAGAAACAGACAGAGAAAGAAUCUGCAGAUGCGACUUCCGACUUUGUCUUUGCUUUUCGAGUGAGAGAGAUUCGGUACAAAGUAAAGACCGGCCUCACUCAUAAAGAUUUCGUCAAGGGUGCCAUGUAUAGCAUUGGGGACCCAUUUGCUUACGAGGAAGAUGAAGAUGUGAAAUCCGAGAGUUUCGAGUUUGCGGGUGAUGAUCCUCAGGAAGAUGAUCUGGAUCGUGGAUUCGAGGGUUUGGGAUCUUGCGAAGAGGAUGGGGAUGCUGUCAAGUGCUUCAUUCCGGCCAGCUUUAGCAGCGUGCAUGAGAGUUCACAAUAGCAGUAGUGCCUCCUCCCCGUGUGCUAAACUUUGUCACGCGUACAACUAUAGAACAGCACA
Messenger RNA from Aureobasidium pullulans EXF-150, 1020 nucleotides. RefSeq lists its product as uncharacterized. NCBI's taxonomy places the organism in Eukaryota, Fungi, Ascomycota, Dothideomycetes, Dothideales, Saccotheciaceae. The record is from RefSeq and is a predicted model, not a curated record. The coding region runs from base 94 to 960 and encodes 288 amino acids. The transcript has a single exon.